Molecule: messenger RNA, 648 nt
Organism: Pollicipes pollicipes
Lineage: Eukaryota; Metazoa; Arthropoda; Thecostraca; Pollicipedomorpha; Pollicipedidae
Product: slit homolog 2 protein-like
Exons: 7
Coding region: 1-648 (215 amino acids)
Cellular component (GO): plasma membrane
Molecular function (GO): protein binding
Source: RefSeq, a predicted model, not a curated record
AUGCGCCGGCGGGGCGCGGCGGACUGGCUGGCGCUGGGGCUGGCGCUGGUGCUGGCGGCGCCGGCGCUGGCCUGCCCCAAGGAUUGCCAGUGCACCUCGUCCAUCGUGGACUGUUCGCACCGCGGACUGACGCGCGUGCCCUUCAACAUACCGCGCAACACGCACAAAGUGGAGCUUCAGGACAACAAUCUGACGGUGAUCAGGCAGGCCGACUUCAGGGACCUGCGACAGCUGCGGGCGCUAAAUCUGGCGCACAACGACAUCCACCUGAUAGAGGACUCGUCGUUCGCCGACGCAACGCGACUGGAGAAGCUAGACCUGAGCCACAACCUGAUAAGGAGCAUACCUUCUGGAACAUUCGCAAAACUAGCGAAACUCCAAGAAAUAAAUCUCGAGAAUAACCAGCUGCGCUGCAUCAGCGCGGACGCGACCGACUCCAGCAACCAGCUGGAGAUUCUACGGCUGGGCGGCAACCGGCUGCAGCACCUGUCCGCUCAGCUGCUGCGGCACAGCCCCCGUCUGCGCGCUCUCACGCUCGAGGGCAACCCGCUGGUGUGCGACUGUCACCUGACGUGGCUGGCUCGGCUGGCGCGCGGCGGCCUCCUCGACCCGGGCGCCGUCUGCCACGCCCCCUACCGUGAGUUCUGA